UACUGUGUUGCAGACUCCGACGCGUCCGAGAGUAUGUUGCCGGCGGACCAUCCUCUGGCCCCGUUAUCCAGAAGACUGAAGAGAUUUGUGAAGAAACAGAUCCUGGUGUCGGAGUACAAUCCCCAAACUUCAAUUUUUUUCUUAACUUCGGCGAUAAUCGUCGAAGAAAAGAAGCGGCAAAUCGAAUCGGGAUCUUGGAUCGUGCAUCCGUUCAGCGUUUUCAGGAUUUACUAUGAGAUGUGGAUGACAUUCGUGUUCCUUGCUAAUUUGAUUUUUAUCCCGAUAGACGCGGCUUACGGCUUCCUGUUGGAGUCUAACCAAAUAAUUGAUUUCGUGUUGGGCUCAUUUUGUUUAUUUGAUAUUUUUAUGAAUUUUCUCACCGGUUACUGCCUUCCGAGUCACGAAGUUGAAAUGAAUCCAAGAAAAAUUGCCAAACAUUAUGUUUUUGGAGUAUACUUUAUAUGCGAUUUGUUGUCGUCCUUGCCGAUAGAUAUUUUUACAGACUAUAAAGCGGUUGACGAUAAUGUGUCCUUAUUGAAAAUUGUGAGACUCGGUACUUUACUGAAGUACAUGGGGAGAAGUUUUCAUUUUUAUAAAAUCAAGAGCUUUUAUAUUUUGUUAGUGACGGCGAUACUACUGAUAGUUCACUACAUGAAUUGCUUAUUUUUUUAUCUUCCUCUGUUUGUGAUGAGAUUCACUCACACAAGUGAAGGAAGAGAUGAUUUCAUACUGAGGCGGGUGGGCUCUCUGGUACCAAAUACGACACUUGGUUACAGAUGGUACGUUGUGAACUGGUAUCACUCCACGAGCUUUCUCUUGAGUGUCGAACUUAAGUAUGGAUUUAGUUGGCCCCCUGUGACGUACCUUAGCAUAAUUCUUUUCUACAUCUUUGGAAAAGUUUUUAUGGCUGGUGUAACCGUUAUGCUUCUCGAGCGUUAUCGACUUUACAAAGGUGUGGAAACUAAGUUUUACUCGAUGAUGAGUCAAGUCAAUGCAUUCAUGGAGAUUCAUAAAUUCCCUAGGAAAUUACAAGCGAAAGUCCAUCAGUACUACAAAUAUAAAUAUAAGAAAAAGUAUUUCAACGAAAGUCGUGUUGACCGAAACAUUUCCGAAAAGCUACGAAGAGAAAUUAGAUAUCACCAGUUGCGCACCUUAGUCAAAAAUGUUACCAUCUUCGAAGCUAUACCCCAAGAAUUUCUUGAAAAUUUAUUCGUCCAUUUGAAAAAAGAAAUAUAUUUGCCACAAGACGUAAUCAUAUCAGCUGGCGUCGCCGGAGAUUGUAUGUUUUUCAUCUAUUCUGGAACCGUCGCCGUAUUUUCACCUUCGGGAAAAGAAAUUUGCCACUUAACCGACGGUGACUAUUUCGGAGAAAUCACUUUAAUUUUACCAAACAGAAAAACCACGGCGAGUAUAAUAGCUCUAGAAAUAUGCGAAGUUUACAGAUUGGACAGAAAGCCGUUCAGAAAAUGUUUGGAGAAACAGGAGAAUCUGUACAACAAGAUUCAAGAGGUGGCCAAGAGAAGGUUAAACGAGAGCCAUCAGAUAGAUAGGAUUCAAAUUUUGGUCACUCCCGGCAGCCCGAAUCUGUAGA
Messenger RNA from Zophobas morio, 1591 nucleotides. Its product is annotated as potassium/sodium hyperpolarization-activated cyclic nucleotide-gated channel 2-like. Gene Ontology annotation, molecular function: voltage-gated potassium channel activity. Bases 34 to 1590 code for a protein of 518 amino acids. Gene Ontology annotation, cellular component: HCN channel complex. Gene Ontology annotation, biological process: regulation of membrane depolarization; potassium ion transmembrane transport; sodium ion transmembrane transport. The transcript is spliced from 9 exons. The record is from RefSeq and is a predicted model, not a curated record. Lineage: Eukaryota; Metazoa; Arthropoda; Insecta; Coleoptera; Tenebrionidae.